Messenger RNA from Homarus americanus (American lobster), 3067 nucleotides. Its product is annotated as ionotropic receptor 21a-like. Lineage: Eukaryota; Metazoa; Arthropoda; Malacostraca; Decapoda; Nephropidae. The transcript has 12 exons. Gene Ontology annotation, molecular function: glutamate-gated receptor activity. Bases 21 to 2156 code for a protein of 711 amino acids. The record is from RefSeq and is a predicted model, not a curated record. Gene Ontology annotation, cellular component: membrane.
AGUCGCGUCACACUACAAGGAUGGCCGCCAGAAAAUCACUUGUUUCCUGCACCACCAGAUGGUGGAGGUUGUUGAUCAAGGUGGCCCGGGUGGCGUUGUUGGUCGUGGCAUUCACCCUCCACGCCCACACUCCUGUAGCUGCUGCUGUACACCCCUUCCCAGCUCACAGCUUGGGUGGUUGGACGGCAGAAGAGACCGAGGGUAGCGUCAUGGCCCAGAUAACGAGGCAGUACCUGGGUGGGUGUCACCUGACGAUGGUAACAUCAAAUCAUCACAACACCGCCUUCAAUAACGACUUCAGGGAGGUGUGGCUAGGGGGGCAGACGAGUGUGUUGGUGACUUGGGGACACGACCAUUCACCCAGGAACGCUGAUCUCUUCCACUAUCUGACGCAAGGGGACCACACCCUCACCUGUCGGGCCGUCAUUCUCUAUCUCUCCUCCGUCCUGUCCUUCAAUCCCUUUGUUAAUGACGUUAACGACUCUGUCGGUGCCUUCACCUCCUCCAACACCCCCAGCAGUCCCUCCGUCAACGUGUCCGCCGCUGAUGUUAUGACGUUCCUGGAGGAGACGGAGGUGGUGCCCGAGACGCUUGUGGUGGUGGUGGGACCCAGGUCGCGGGCUCACGCCCUGGCACAUCCGAAGCUCCACGACACACUGCACGCCUUUUACCUCACCACCCACGACCCCUCCACGCCUCCUGACACCUCCUGUUCACCAGGAGAGUGUGAGGGAGAGGUGGAGGUAUACAGGAGGUGUUUGUACUGUCGGGGCGGCCAGCCAGGGGUCACCCUCUUAGAUCGCUGGCACCCACUGGCCGGGUUCGUCAACAACAGGUCCCUCAUCCCUGACCAGUUCGAGGACAUGGAAGGACACGUAGUAAGGAUUGUGGCCAAGGCCUUGUUCCCCUUCGUGUCUUAUGUGGAGGACACCGACGCCCCUGGCACCACCGUCACCCCCAAUGACUCCCUCGACAUCCGCAUCCUUGACACAGCAGCCUCCAUCCUCAACUUCAAGUACGUGAUCCGUGCACCGGUGGACGGGGUGUGGGGAGCACGGACGAGGAACAACACGUGGACGGGGAUGGUGGGGGAGCUGUGGCGGGGUGAGGCGGACUUCUCCCUCCGUCUAUUCUGGUCGGCGGCGAGAAAGGAGGCCAUAGACUUCACCCGCGCCUACAUCUUCGAGCCCUUUGUCAUGAUCACCCGCAAGCCUGGGCCCCUCCCCCAGCACCUGGCCCCCAUCAAGCCCUUCACAGGCGAUAUCUGGAUAGCCCUGGUUGUGACCACGACGCUAGCUGGUGCCAUACUGUGGGGGGCGCAGAGGGCGUGGUCACGGUUCUCUGGGGGACGCGGCUUGGAUGCAGUCUCUGCCUUCCUAUACACCUUGGGCAUGCUAUUGGCGGAGCCCACCGACGCCCUGCCCACUAACAUCACUGCCCAGAUGCUGGUGGGGUCGUGGUGGGUGUUCUGCGUGGUGGUGGUGGCCAUGUACCGCGGGUCCCUCAUCGCCCACCUCACCGCGCCCGUCAACCCGUCGCCCAUCGACACCCUGGACCAGCUGCUGGAGGUUGAGGGCGCCACCUGGGGCCUGGAGGGUGGGCACGGGGUCGGCUGGGACUGGUUCAAGUACAACACCAACCCGAAGGUGCAGCACAUGUUCACCACCAUGCAGGUGACGCCGCGGGAGGAGCAGCUGGCGCGGGUGUUGGGUGGUCAGCACGCCUUCUUCACUUGGAAGUACUACAUCAAGAUGGUGGUCGCCCUCCACCACACUGACAUCUACGGCCACACACCCCUCCACAUCAGCAAGCAGGAGUUUAUCUCAGGCCAGAGUGGCUGGGGCGUCAGGAAAAACGCGCCCUUCCUCAAGCCUCUGGACAGGAUCAUCGGACGCCUGGUGGAGACGGGCCUCAUCGAUCACUGGUUGGAGGAGCUCUUCGAGGCUUCCCUGGCCAGGAUACGAAGGGCCCGACGGACUAAAGGAGGCGGCGACGAAGACCUGCACCCUCUGGGCGAGAGGGAAGAGAUGGUGUUAAACCUGGAGCACAUGCAGGGGGCCUUUUACCUCCUGAUACUGGGACACUGCCUCGCCACCCUCGCCUUCCUCACUGAAUGGUACACGUUGACGCUGUCCACCUGCCACCCACAACACUAGGAACUACUACUCUCACAUUUUCAGCAGUACUUGAGGAGUCUGCUGUCAUCCGGGAUCAGCCAUGGUUCUCUAUUAUAGCCCGGAUCAGUCAAGGUUCUCUAUUAUAGCCCGGAUCAGUCAAGGUUCUCUCUUAUAACCAGGAUCAGCCAUGGUUCUCUCUUAUAGCCCGGAUCAGUCAAGGUUCUCUCUUAUAGCCCGGAUCAGUCAAGGUUCUCUAUUAUAGCCCGGAUCAGUCAAGGUUCUCUCUUAUAACCAGGAUCAGCCAUGGUUCUCUCUUAUAGCCAGGAUCAGCCAUGGUUCUCUAUUAUAGCCCGGAUCAGUCAAGGUUCUCUAUUAUAGCCCGGAUCAGUCAAGGUUCUCUCUUAUAACCAGGAUCAGCCAUGGUUCUCUCUUAUAGCCAGGAUCAGCCAUGGUUCUCUAUUAUAGCCCGGAUCAGUCAAGGUUCUCUAUUAUAGCCCGGAUCAGUCAAGGUUCUCUCUUAUAACCAGGAUCAGCCAUGGUUCUCUCUUAUAGCCAGGAUCAGCCAUGGUUCUCUAUUAUAGCCCGGAUCAGUCAAGGUUCUCUAUUAUAGCCCGGAUCAGUCAAGGUUCUCUCUUAUAACCAGGAUCAGCCAUGGUUCUCUCUUAUAGCCCGGAUCAGUCAAGGUUCUCUCUUAUAGCCAGGAUCAGCCAUGGUUCUCUCUUAUAGCCCGGAUCAGCCAUGGUUCUCGCACCCACAUGCAGGUCGACACGCCUUCACGUUCUCCACAGCUGGUAACGAUACCGAGUGUACCCUGUGUCAUAUGAUGAACCUCUAAAUGUAUGCUGCAGUAUGUGUCACAUGUUGCACCAACAAUGUGUCCUACCGUAUGUGCCACCUGUUGAACCACUAAAUGUGUUCGUGUAGCAAGACAAUAAAGGAAAGCAAACUUG